Molecule: messenger RNA, 3868 nt
Organism: Erpetoichthys calabaricus (reedfish)
Lineage: Eukaryota; Metazoa; Chordata; Cladistia; Polypteriformes; Polypteridae
Gene: tubgcp5
Product: tubulin, gamma complex associated protein 5
Biological process (GO): meiotic cell cycle; mitotic cell cycle; cytoplasmic microtubule organization
Cellular component (GO): spindle pole; centrosome; equatorial microtubule organizing center
Molecular function (GO): microtubule minus-end binding; gamma-tubulin binding
Source: RefSeq, a predicted model, not a curated record
GAAAUUGAUCGGCCAGUGGAAUGUUCAUUUGUUUUGGACUGUUGUCAGUGUUGAAGGCGGUAGCUGCUGAUCUUCCGUUGUGAAUGAAAGGAUAUACAGUAUAAGAAAACUGCCAUGGGAGUGAAUGAAGGCAGAAUAAGUGAAAAGUUUGCACGGAAAGCAAACCUACACAACUCGCUUGUGCAGUUUUCCACGCAUGUGUAUUUCUCAAGAAUAGUGUAAAUAUAUGAAAGCAGUCUAGCAUGCACUUUCAAACAAACAUAAAAAGUAAUAGUGCAGGUGGCAAAUGAGAGUGACACUGACUGAGCGAUCCUGAUCCUUUUCACUUAGAAAAAAAAAUAAGUUGGUGCUGUUAUCAUGUCACAUUGGAAUACAUUUGAGAGAGAUCUGGAGAAGGAUGUGAAGAAACUGAUAAAGUCUGUCAGCGGCCUCCAGGAUGAGAACGAUGUUAACUUUCAGCUGGCGCUUAAGUUUACUUGGUCCAAUUUCAGGUUUCAUAGGUUUCUUGAUGUCAAUAGUCACAAAGUCCAAAAUACAGUUGAUGGCAUUCAUGAAAAACUUGUGGUUCACUCCGAUAUGGUUAAAGCAGAAACAUGGAAGAGGAUAACAACUGAGUUCCUUAACUCACCUCUUCUUAGUGAUGGAAAGACAAAGACAGAACUCCAUUACAGCAUUCUUUCGUUAUUACUCUUCCUUUCGGAUUCCCCUUCCAAUUCAAGUUAUACUGAAAGACCAAGACUGAAGGAGCCAGAUAGUGAAAAUUACUUUGACUGGGGCAAGUACCUCCUAGAAGGUGAAGAGAUUAUAUUGGGCCCAUAUCCAGACACUCCUGUAUGGUCAGAAGAUGAUGAUGAAGUGGAGGAAGAUAGUGAGCCUUUAAGUCGAGAGGAUUCUGGAAUCCAAGUAGAUAGAACACCACUUGAUGAUCAUGAUCAGGCAAAAAGAGCUGUUCAGGUUUCCUGGAAAGUUGGUGAACCAGAUGCUCGCACAUGGCUGGAACAGCAUGUGGUUACUCAGUAUUGGACUGCUAAAUCAUCUCGAUUCAGUCAUAGUUUACAUCUGCACUCUAAUCUUAUCAAUGUGUGGGAGCAGCAUUUAUAUAACAUCGAUCCCUUGUACACUCCUGAGGAGAAAGUCUUUGUCAGUGAAACUCAAGUGAUACGUGAGACCUUGUGGCUUCUAUCAGGAGUGAAAAAACUCUUCAUUUUCCAAGUGCAUGAUGGGAAGAUAACUGUUAGAAAUGAUGUUGUGGUUACUCAUCUGACAAAUAACUGCUUACGAUCAGUCUUGGAGCACAUAGCUGCAUAUGGACAAGCAGUUCUUAGGCUCCAGACCUUCAUUGAUGAUGUUACUGGAUACAGUAUAGAGUGUUCUCUGCCUGUAGUCCACAAUGGAGCAAAGAAAGCCUCUGAACCUCCUUUCAGAACCUAUCAGGCUUUCGUAUGGGCACUGUACAAGUAUUUCAGCAGCUUUAAACAGGAACUAACAAACAUCGAGAGGUGCAUCAUUGCCAAAGAUGAAACUAUCACACUGUCAGCAGUGUUGGAGAGGUUGACUCCACAUCUAGCCCAGCUGAAAGUACUUCAUAAAGUGUUCUGCACUGGAGUGGCAGAGGUUCCGCCUGACACACCAAAUGUUGUCCGUGCUUCCCAUUUACUUAAUACUCUCUACAAAGCUAUUAUUGAAUAUGACAGCAUAGGAGAGGCAUCUGAGCAGGCGGUGGCCCUCCUUUUUUUGCUGUGGGUUGAAACAGUGAGGCCAUACCUGGAAAUUGUGGAUGAGUGGAUUGUUCAUGGAAAUUUAUUUGAUCCUGCAAAAGAAUUCAUCAUACAAAGGAACAAGGAUGUGCCUGUAAAUCAUAGGGAUUUCUGGUAUGCUACAUACACCUUAUACAGUGUUUCGGAGACAGUUGAAAAUGAUGAAAAAUUAAGUGACACAGCAAGUGGCAGCUCUGCAAGUGACCAGGCUGCUUCUGCAGCUAGCAAACAACAUACUAUGGUCUCUUUCCUUAAACCAGUGUUAAAGCAGAUUAUAAUGGCUGGCAAGUCUAUGCAGCUGCUAAAAAACCUGGAAAAUAAAGAAAGCACUCAAGAGCAGCUUUCUCUUCGAGAUGCUGAAAGGAAGAGUCUGUACACACUGUUCCUGGAAUCUGUACAGUCAAGGCUACGGUUUGGAGAGGAGUCACCUACUGAUAUUGUAACAGAGCAACAAGCAACAAAGCGUAGCUUAAUCAAAAUGCAGUCCAUUGUAGCUCGUCACUUGGAGUUGGAUGAUGUCAAUGAUCCAUUGCUUGCUAUAAAUUUUGCUAGAUUAUAUUUGGAGCAAAAUGAUUUCCAUGAAAAGUUUACUGGAGAAGAUAUUGUCUUUGACCGUUCUUCAGAAUCUGUUACAUGCCAAACAUUUGAGCUUACCUUGAGGUCAUGUUUAUACCCUCAUAUUGAGAAGAGAUACUUUGAAUGUUGUGGCAAUCUCAUGCAAACACUAAAAAAAGACUACAGACUGACAGAAUACUUACAAGCAAUGAGAAAUUAUUUCCUAUUGGAAGCUGGAGAUACCAUGUAUGACUUCUAUACUGCAAUCUUUGACAAGGUGUUUGAAAAGGAAAGUUGGCAGCAACUGUCCUUCCUUAGUGUUCAGCUACAAGAAGCGGUUGGUCAGCGAUACCCUGAGGACAGUACAAGGUUGUCAGUAUUUUUAGAAAAUGUCGACCCAUCUAAGAAAAAACAGCCUAUUAAUAACUUGGAUGGUUUGACCCUUAGUUAUAAGGUUCCAUGGCCUGUUGAUAUAGUGAUUAGUUCAGAAUGUCAGAAGAUCUAUAAUCAAGUCUUUCUACUUCUGUUGCAAAUAAAAUGGGCAAAAUAUAGUCUUGAUACACUUCGUUUCAGUGAACUGUCAGCUGCAGUCAGAAGGAAUGAGGGAGGAUUGUUUGAUCAGGAAUCUGCCAAAGAACCCAUAAAACAACAAAUACAUCGAAUGUUCUUGUUGAGAGUGAAGCUGAUGCAUUUUGUUAACAGUCUGCAUAAUUACAUAAUGACGCGGAUUUUACACAGCACAGGCCUGGAAUUUCAACAUCAAGUGGAGGAAGCAAAAGAUCUAGAUCAGCUUAUUAAAAUUCAUUACAGAUACCUUUCUACCAUUCAUGACCGUUGCCUUCUUAGAGAAAAGGUCAGCUUUGUGAAAGAUGCUAUAAUGAAGGUUUUGAUGGUACUGAUGUUCUCCAGUAGAUGGCAAGCUGGUUUUGGAGCAUGGAAUGUAAAAUCAAUCGACAAAAUGGAAUCGGAUUUCAAAAACUGUCAUAUGUUCCUGGUGACGAUACUUAAUAAGGCGGUGUGCAGAGGCUCAUUCCCACAUUUGGAGUCCCUGGCCCUGUCGUUAAUGGCUGGAUUUGAGCAGUGUUGAACAGUUAGCACAGGAUAUUUUUUCAGAUAAAAUAUGUGCUACAUUACUGAAUUAUAAUUAACUUUAUUGCCCAAAAAUCAUAUCAAGAUGUCUUUUUGUUUGAAACCAGUUGUGAAGAGUUCACUGAAAUUUCACUGUUUAAAUAUCUAGCUCAUGGAAGCCCUUUAUCACUGCUAAGCCUCAUGCAUGUGCUCCCAAUGAUCUAUUUCCAGCUGGCAUAGACAACACAGUUUGGAAAUAAAUAAAAAUGGCAGUACCUAUCCUUCGAUUUAACAGUUAUGCUAAAGGCAAUAAUUAUACAGGGUACAGAUUUGAAAUGAUUUCAAAAUGUUAAUGUAAAUACAGAAGCUUCCUUUAAGGAUGCCUAUUUUUUGUUAUAAACAAUGUCUGUCUUGUUUGUUGUAUUUAUGCAGAAUGUCAUCAUAAUGGAAUAAACUUUGAUACUGUUAAAAGCAGUAGCUUAAUGCAU